GUAAUACUAUCAAUAAAGCAGUGAUAUUUUUGCCUAUUUCAGUGAUUUUUAUUUCUUACGGUUGUUGGCAUGUACUUGUCAGAGGUGUUAAUGCACUCCUGAAAUGAUAACAUUGAACAACUGUUAUAUUAAUAUGGAAUAGGCCAUUGUUUGCACUUGAAGCCUUUUAGUUACCUAAAUAGUUUACCCAUUUGUUUGUGUUCAUUUUUUUUAAUUUAUUUUUUUUUCAUUUUUGUUGUUGACCAGACUUCCAGACCCAAGUUCUGCUAAAGCUGCAGGCACUGGAGGAAGGACAAAAAAGGAUCAUGACGGCAUUUAAUGCUAUGGGGGAGAAGCCCAAACCUUCCUCCUUGGAGUCUGCCGAUUUGUGUGAGCCUUUUAGUGAGCCGUUGAAUACUGUCGAAGACUUCAAGGUGCUAGAAGGGAGACUAAAUGAUGCUGAAUGUAAGAGUCGUAUGAUAACUUUCUUGAGUCUGAUUGGCGGCAGUAAACUAUCACAGACUGGGAGAAGGGUCAUGCAAAAGCUGAGGACCAAUCAUCUUUGGUCGAAGUUCAACAUCCUGGGAAGGAAAGGAAAGAGGUCCCUCAAGGCAACCAAGUUUUUCCCUGUCAUCGUCAGAGCCAGCAUGAAAAACCAUGAGGGAACCACUGAACCUGAGGUGGAGGAAGUGAUCGGUGACUAUUUGAAGCGUACCCCAUUUCUUCCCGGUGGGAAUAAGCACAAGAAAGUUCCAACUGUCCCUGUUCUAGAUGUCAGCAAUGAUGACAUUGAGGGCAACGAUGAUGUUGAGGAUAUGAAGGAUUAACUGAGCACUAUAUCGUUUUCCAGGCUACCGGUAUUGCCUGAUUCAGGUAUACAUACAUUCCGAUUUCAGGAUUAUAUGUAUACGGGUCUGUCCAUAAAGUUGGGGUACCUAAACGUGACAUUUUUUCGUUUAAUCAUUCUAGUUUUAAAAUGAUGACUCACACAAUUAUGCUGUUUUAUAGGAAUAUAUUUGGUGCAUCCAGGAAGCUUUUGAAGAUCACAGAUGAAUUGUUUUGUGAUAAUUUUUGAAAAAUAUUUACAAAAAUAUGGUGGUGUCCGCUCAAAAUAUGUUACAUCCACAACCACCGUUUUUUCAGAUAUACCAGCUCAUCUAUUAUAUGUUACAUAACUAAAACAUGCAUGGUUACAGUGUUUUACAUGGCUGGCUUAAUGAAGCAAAUCUUUGAACAGAAGCUUACUACCUUCCCCAAGUUUUUUAUGAAUGUUUGUUUUCGACCAAAUGUCACAGGUUGUGGAUGAACGGGACACCAUGAUAUUUCUGCAACUUUCAUCAAUAACUCUGGAAAUCAGUACACCCUCAUUGCAGUUAUUGUUGCAUUGAAUUAGAUAGAGAGCCCAUACUAAGCAGGCAAAUAUUUAUCAUCAAAAGCAUUACAUAUUUACUGUUACAUGUACAUUGCAAAAUGAGGAGUUGUGGAUGUAACACGGACACGGUGUCCUGUUACAUCCACAACGUCGUUUUUGUGUAAUUAUUCCAAAAUACAUUGUGGAACACUAGGUUUGUGAUUUUCAGAUGCUUUUUAUUUUCACACAAGAUAAUUUAGGGUAGUUAAGAAAAUUCUAACUGGACUAUAGAAAAAAUGGCUCAAAAGUACCCCAACUUUAUGGACAGACCCAUACGUUGUUUUAACAGUAUUUAGAAGGCUGUCUUUAAAUGAGUCCUUACAUGAUAUUUGUUUUUCAUUUUUUCAAAUUUUUUUGUAAUGUGUACAUGUUAAUUAAUACAUGAACUCUCAUUUGAAAAGUUGUGCAAGAGAAUUAUGGUAGUGAUAGACAUAAAGUGCAUAUUCACUUGUAGUAAAUGAUAAUUGCCACCGUAAUUGCCGAGUUACAUGAGUAAAGUACAGUCAACCUCAGCUAAGUCGAACAAAAUAAGUCCCAAUUUUCUCCCAUUCAUUCCUGUGUAAAAAUCUUUCUCUAAGUCGAAUUCCACAAGUCGAAUUUUGCAUAAGUGGACGCUUAUUUCAAGUCUAGAUUUGCAUUAAUACACGUUAUUCACAUCGCAUAAGUCGAAUUUCCUCCCUCGUACUUGUACAUCACGAAAAAUUGAAAUAAGCAUUCACUGCUUGUUGUCGUAAAAAAGGUGCAAGAGGAAACGAAUAGCUGUCUUUAUUCACACUUCAUAUCGUUACACAUGGUCCCCGCUUAUAUCCUUACCAGUCCAGCUGAUCAUGAACAUAAAUCCCUCGGCCCUGGUUAGAGCACAGGUUUUUAACUUGCGGGCGUAUCAUUCUUAUGCAUAAUACACAUACCAGCUAUCACAGCAAGCGGGCCCAAUAUGUCAUGCAUUGCACUGAAUCAACUGAACAACGUGGUUUCUGUAAUCCCACCCACAUGACCACAAACUCCAACAUGGUUUGCUGGCAAUUCACGCAUAUGCGCUUAUCAGGCCAAGCCACGCGACAAGACUUGUGUGAAUGAAGGUACCCAUGUUCUGGCUUGAACAUCUUGCAGCUAGACGCGUGUAUCCCUUGGCGGCAAAAUAUGAAACUACAAAUGAAAGCACUUCAUGAAUACAGCAAAAUGCUACUGUGGGCAGAAUUAAAUGGUCAAUUCACAACAUAAACUUACAUUGGGUAAUGACAGUACAUUACAAUCUCUA
Lytechinus variegatus (green sea urchin) is the source of this 2648-nucleotide messenger RNA. RefSeq lists its product as uncharacterized. Bases 306 to 806 code for a protein of 166 amino acids. The transcript is spliced from 4 exons. The record is from RefSeq and is a predicted model, not a curated record. Lineage: Eukaryota; Metazoa; Echinodermata; Echinoidea; Temnopleuroida; Toxopneustidae.